AUGGGCCUUGGUCUCAUUCAAGCGAAGCCGAAGAUCAAUUUUGUUCGGAAGUUACUGGAGGACAAAAUGGGACAUCUUACAACAAGCCUCGUCCUCCUGUCCCUAUUCACAGCAUCGUACGGAAAUGUCGCCCUCACAUAUCCACCGGCACGGAAGUACAAUUUCGACUUUAUGACAGUGCUCAACUCUCCAGCUCCAUGCGGUGUUCCAAAAGGUUUUGGUCCAAUCACAGAACUCAAGGAAGGGUCGCAGCUCAAUGUGACAUGGAAUACAGCUACAGCGAACGAGGGUGGUUACAUGCUUCAACUGCUCAACAAAACCGGCGAUGUAAUCAAAGAGCUCACCAACGGCAAGAAUAAGUACAUCGGGAGUAGCGAACCUUUCACAAGCCAACAAGAGGUGACCCUCCCAGCCGGUGCCUGCCAUGAUUGCACCAUCCGUCUACUCCGACAGAACCUGCCAUUCGGUUGGAACUUCACAUACUGGAGCUGUGCUGACGUCAACAUUACAGCAAAUGCGAGCUUCCAACAGACCUGCUCUGGUAAAGGUCAAUUUGUUUCUGGAAAGUGCGAUUGCAACAGACUAUACGUUGGAGACGUCUGUCAAUUCAAAGACGACUGUUUAGUUGCAAAAGAUUGCAGUGACAAGGGUGACUGUAUCGACACUGGCUCUUUAAGUUAUCCUAAGAAGAAAUGCUUCUGCAGGAUGGGUUAUCAUGGGCAAGAUUGCUCCAAAGAAUCGUCCGUCAAGAAAUUUCCCUCUGAUAUGUCGGAGAUGAAGCUGAAGCAAAACUACCAGUUCCGGCGGAUCCGGAACAACCUUUUCAAUGUGUACACGCGGUACGACAACAAGACAGAGGAGAUCGAAGUCAUCCUCCAGAUGCGAACCACAGGAUGGGUUGGAUUCGGAUGGAGACCACUACACACUGAUCCAAAGUGUAUGAACUUCCCACCCCUGCCUAACGCCACAGAAGUCAACGAACCACAAGUACCUCCACAGCCAAGUAACUACUCAGGACCACCAGAUAAGAACUACUUGAAAAGCUAUGACCUCCACGAGAUGUCCUGUUGCGACAUCGUCACAGCCUACGUGCAAAGGAAUCUUAGUAACAUUGGUGACUACUACUCAAAAGAGGCCGGCUCGCCAUCUCUUGAUACCUAUUUCGGUGGCAGUGACAACCUUGUAGCAGCCAUUGCGGCCUAUUGGGGCAACUAUACAUGGGUAUUGUUCAGGAAAAAACUAAAUGCCACUGAUCCGACUGACCAACCUUUCCUAAAGGAACACAUGUGGGUGAUCUGGGCAAGAGGGCCGAAUGUCCCCGCUAGGAAGAAAAGAGCAGGUCUGAUCAGUCCCAAAACCGCAUACCAUGGCAAGAAUAAUUUAGUUAGAUACUACACUCAGAUAAACUUCUUUGCCCCACCGACGGGUCCUGCUGCUCCAAUCGUGCCUGGCUUCUGGGAUGCAGCAACUUGGUUGGUCCCCUCAAGCACCUUACUCCCCUUCCAAACCUUCGUCGACCUCUUGUUUGGUAUUUUUGGUAUGCUCAUACUGGUUACCCUAAUCCUGUGCUGCUGCAAGAGGGAUCAAAUAAGACAAGAGAAGGAGCGGGCAGCUACCUCCAUAUUGAAUGAGAAGACAGUGGUCAUUGAGCUUGCGGGGGUAACGAACCCAGCUCUUGAAGGGACCAGCACCGCCACUGAUUCUGUUGCCCCUCAAGAAUACAGAGGCUACGUACCUUGCAAGGAAUAUUCGCUUUAUAAAUCGAAUGCCGACAUAGAACUUGAAGUAGGCAUCGAUGCACCUUAUGACGUUACAGCUGACGAAGUAGACGUAGAGGCUGGAGCAAAUGGUAGAGUAGGGUACGAUGCCAAGGUCAGGGUCGAGGCAGAUAUACCCAACAACAACAUCGAGUACGACCAUUCGGCACCAGUGACCUACAUAGAUGACAUCGUAGUUUCGACUCCAGGAGACUCCAGCAGCAGCAGUAGUGAUUCUGUGCAUGAGUUUGAUGGCACCAUAACUCAAAUCGUGGCUGAACCCUUCGUCAAGGGGAAGAAGAAGAAGAAGAGCAAGAAAGACAAGAAGGAGAAGAUCGAAAUCAAAUCUGAGCUGCGGGCUGAUUCACCUGUGGUGGUUGUUGAGAAGCCAAGAGGCAACGCUGAUUUGAGAUAUGAUCUCUCUUAUAUAUCUGACGAGAUUGGAGGCUCUGUGUCAGGCAGCGAACCUGAAGUGAUGGUCGACAUGAUGCAGCCAUCGGGAGAUAUUGAAAUCAACAUAGUGCCCGUUGUAACACGAAAGGAAUCGACCUCUUCCAAGAGUUCAUCAGGUUCUUCAAGCUCAAAUUCUGCCGUUAGUGACAAGGUCACUUUCGGUUUCUCUGUCGACAACACUGACGAUAUACCCGCUGGACGUGUUGGCCUUGAACUUGAAGAGCCUGAGGCUGAGGUUGAUGUCAUUUUAGGAACACCAUCGUACGAAGGGGAUGUCGAUGUCGAGUUACCUGAAGAAGUAAUCGAAGCAGCUACUGAAGCCCAGGUAGAAUCAGUUGGAUUCAGCCUGCCAGGCGUCAGUUUCGGUGGUGGAGGUGGACUUGGCUUCGGAGGAGUAGCUGAGAUUGAGGCAGAGGAACCUAAAGGUGAAGUUGAGGUUGACAUACCAACCUUUGAUAUCGUGGGCGAUGAUAUCGACAUUACAAGAGCUGAGAUUGAUGUAGAAGAGCCUAAAGGGGACAUUGAUAUUGUUGUGGAUGUUCCAGAAGUUAUUGCCGUCGAGGCUGUUGACAUUAAACCUGUUGAUGUUGAUGUGAAGGGCGGCUCUGAUUUUGACAUUGUUGUGGAUGUUCCAGAAGUUAUUGCCGUCGAGGCUGUUGACAUUAAACCUGUUGAUGUUGAUGUGAAGGGCGGCUCAGAUUUUGACACCCCUAAGGUUGAAAUCGAAGUAGUACCAGCAUUCAAAGUUGAUAAGAAAAAGGGCAAGAAGGACAAGAAAAUCGAAGGUGCUAUCCCAGAUGUAGAUGUCGAACACAAGCACAAGAAAGGGUUCGGUUUCGGAUUUGGUCAUAAGAAGAAACCUGAGAAGAAAGGAAAAGAUUUCAUAGUGGAAAGAUCUGUUGUAAAUGAUGAUGUUGACAUACCAACCGUUGAGAUUGUCGCGAACGUUGGCAUCAAAGAUGAGCCGCCCAAAGACGACGUGAAAUUCGGUUUGCCUGCUUUCUCUGCUGGCAUAGGUGGUAACCUAGAGCUUCAAUCGGAAAGCGAGGAUGAGCCAAAAGACAAAAUUAAGAUUGAAGUUGAUGUUCCCAAAGUCAAGGUUGACAAGAAGAAGGACAAAAAGGAAAAGAAACCUGGGUUUGCUUUUGGAUUCGGCCAAAAGGAUAAGAAGAAUAAGAGGGACAGUGACAUAGAUUUGUCUCCACCUACAAUUGAAAUCAAGGCAGAGGAACUUGAAAUAGUUGAACCCAAAGUCGAUGUUGUUGCAGUCGUCUCAACAGUUGAUAUUGACACUCCCAAGACUGAAGUAGAAGUCGAGCAAAAACAUAAGAUGCCCAAACCUGGUUUUGGCUUUGGAUUCGGUCACAAGGAUGACAAGAAGAAAAAGAAGAAACGCGACAGUAAAAAACUCGACAUUGAUCUCCCGUCUGCUGAGAUUGUUGUUGAUAUCAAAGCAAAAGAAGAUGUGGAUAUUGAUUUACCGAAAUCUGAGAUCGAUCUCCCAACAAUAACAGCAGCAGGAGGAUUUGAAGGUGAUGUCAAAGCGAGAAAACCCUCCAUAAGCAGCGAUGAUGAAGACAAGAAGCUGAAGUUUGGUCUACCAACCGUAAAGGUCAAGAAGGGCAAGCCAGAGAAGAAGAAGAAACAAAAAGAGCCGAAGGGAUUUAAGAUUGGUAAACAUAAGAAAACCAUCGAUGUUGACAUUGCACAGCCUGUCGCAGUCAUUGACAUCCAACAACAAGAGGCAGAUAUCGUAGUACCUGCUGCCAUUGUUGACAUCCCGGACAUUGAUGUGAAGGUAGACGUGCCAGAACCUUCAGGCGAUAUUGAACUGGACAUCGAUGUGAAAGGAUCAAUCAGCAAUAGGAGUACCCCAAGCAUGGACCAUAAGGACGUCCUGAAGGACUAUGACAACCUCAUCAAUAUGGGAAUCACACCGCCUUCUUCCAAGGCUGACAUUGGUGGUGACGUGGAUAUCGCCAUUGGUGGUGGUGUAGACGUCGACAUUGGUAUCACAGCUGAUAGCGAAUCCCCAAAACUCUCAAGGAAGUCGAGUAAUAGUUCUGUUUCUUCAACUGGUGUUGAAGGAGGUUUUACUUUACCAGGUGUAGAGGUUGAAGGUGAUGUUGAUGUAGGAAUGCCCCUUCUGAAGACAAGUGACAAAUCACCAUCAUUGUCCAGAUCGAGCUCGAGUUCGAGUUCAAGCUCGAGCUCGAGUUCGAGCUCGAGUUCCAGCUCCAGUAGUUCCAGUUCUUCUAGUUCCGUUUCUUCUGGUGGCAGGAAGGGCAGCGUAUCGUUUGGAAUGCCGGAUGUUUACGUCGAACCCGAACCUGUCGUCAUCGAAGCCCCGAAACCGAAGGUCAGCAAAGGAUCUCCGAAAAUCGUCAGGAAAUCGAAACCAGAAGUUGAUAUUGAAGUCCCGUCGUUCAGAAUGAGAGGUGGCAUGGACCUGUCAGACUCGGAUAACGAGGUCCAAGUCCCAGUCGUUGCAAGUGUCCCGACCCAAGACGUAGCUCCGGAGAUAACAGCAGAAAUCGAACUCCCAAGCUUUGGUGCACCAGAUGUUGAGUUGACAACGCAGCGAUCAAGAAGUUCGAGUUCAAGUUCAUUAGAAGUUCAAGAAGAACCUGCUUUUGAAACGCCCACCAUUCCAGCCGCCCCUCUUGAUAUCGAUUACGAUGCAUAUCUGAACAAUAUCGAGGACGAGGACGAUGUAUUGCCUCCACCGCCUCCACCACCGCCCCCAGAACCACCAUCCCUUAAGGUGGCAAAAAUGGACAUCCAACUCAAACCGUCCGGUCGGGUGAAACUUGAAAGUGCGAAACCUACCAAACCUUCCGUAUUCGAUGUAAUCGAACCACAACACGCAGGCACACAAGAGACGGCACCUCCAAUAAAUUUCACCGCUGAUGUUUCGCUCCCGAGUGCAGCAGUUGGGGCGAGCAUCGAUGUCCAUUCGAACCCAAGCUCUCGGGCUUCUUCCAGGCGGUCCAGCAUAGGUAGCGUCUCAUCAGCUGGGUCGGCCGAUUCAUCGGACACGGCAACUCACUCGGGUGUCUACGAGUUCGGGGUGGAGAGGAGUUCCAGUGAGGAAUCUCUGAACGAGGAGGUCGUAGAAGAUGGCAUCAAGCUGAGGUCUUUUAAAAGAGAAGUGACUCAUUUGUAGUAAAACAACCUCAUCUAUAUAUUAUCGGUUUACUUUAAAGACUAUGUACAUAUAUUUAUAAAACAAUGUCAUAUACAUGGUUGCCAACGCAUGUGCACCCAAACUUGACUUUAAAGGGCUUGUCAAAAAGCCGGACUCAAUUUCCUGGAGGUAUCAUUAUGCCAAAAAGCAACUGAUCCAUCAACGGGUUGUAUAGAUGCGAUAUCGACAUUUCAGAUUAUUAUCCACUCCCAAAAGUUUCCACGGACUCGGAUGACGAGACCAUUGCGUUUUGUGUUGUGCACCCUGUCAUUAAGAAAA
This is a messenger RNA of Lineus longissimus, 5676 nucleotides long. RefSeq names its product neuroblast differentiation-associated protein AHNAK-like. Bases 1 to 5376 code for a protein of 1791 amino acids. The transcript is spliced from 15 exons. NCBI's taxonomy places the organism in Eukaryota, Metazoa, Nemertea, Pilidiophora, Heteronemertea, Lineidae. The record is from RefSeq and is a predicted model, not a curated record.